AUGAUGAGGUGGUUGAAGCUCUCAUCUUCCAACAAAGCAACAGGCAUACCACUCAGAAUUCACGGUGGUGUGUUGUUCGAAUUGCUUAAUUUAUGGAACGUGUGGGAGAGAGUGAAUAUGCAUACCGCUCAGUCCUUCCUCGAACAUCUCUUGAGUGAGCCACUCAUUCUCAACCAUACCUUGUCAUUUCUCUUUGGAUCUGAGAAUUCUCCAAUUGAGAGUUCUGAUCCAUAUUCAUCUGAUCAUUAUGCAGAAGAAGAUAAAGAAGAUACAACAGAAUUGGCUCUUGAACAACAAGUGGAACCUCAUGACUUGGAACAAGUUCGUGAAAUUCUCAAACUUCGUCUCGUUUGCAAAUCGUGGAAAAAAGUUAUUGAUAGCUCUUACAUGACUCAAAUAGUUGUGCCAUAUUUGAAGACGCGUUUGCAAGAACAGGAACAAAAUGUCAUGGUUGGAACGAAUUUUUUAUGUUUUCGAAUUCCGGUGUCACUUUUGUAUUUGUUUGCUUUUUUCCCGCGGGAUUUCGGAGAUGAAUUUUUGGAAGCUACUUGGGAUACCGAACACAGAGAACUUGGAAAGUUUGUGAAUCGAGUAGGAACCAUCGUUUCAUUGUAUACAUGUGGUGCAACCAUCAUGUUUUUGAAAGGAAAUCCAGUGGUGUUGUCAGUUGUCGUGGCAGGUAUUGUAGUCGAUAAUGCCAUUGGGAAGAUUUUGGAAUACAGAAAUAAGAAAAAACUUGCCAACAAUCAACAAAUACUUUCAGAUAUGGAGCGAAACAUUAAGUAUGAAAAUUCCUUGAUUCGAAAUUGUGAAAUUAUUUCGACAGUGCCUGACCAAAACAAUUCCAAAAACAAACAUUCUUAUCUUACUUGGAGACCUGAAGAAGUCAUUCAACAACGUAAAACAAUCUUCUCUAAAAUGUUGAAUUUACUCGUGAAAGAACAAGAGGUCUAUGACAGCUGUGAAAUUGUGAAAUUCUUUUCUCCCGAAAAUAAGACUGAAGAAAUGUGCGAGAAGGAUGGAACUGUUGGCUAUGAAAAUGACAAGAUGAUUGAGGAAGAAGGUGGAGGAGGUUCCAAACGACCAUGA
This is a messenger RNA of Naegleria fowleri, 1089 nucleotides long. RefSeq lists its product as uncharacterized. Lineage: Eukaryota; Heterolobosea; Eutetramitea; Acrasida; Naegleriidae. The transcript has 3 exons. The coding region runs from base 1 to 1089 and encodes 362 amino acids. The record is from RefSeq and is a predicted model, not a curated record.